Molecule: messenger RNA, 2421 nt
Organism: Alexandromys fortis (reed vole)
Lineage: Eukaryota; Metazoa; Chordata; Mammalia; Rodentia; Cricetidae
Gene: Syp
Product: synaptophysin
Exons: 7
Coding region: 48-989 (313 amino acids)
Biological process (GO): regulation of neuronal synaptic plasticity
Cellular component (GO): synaptic vesicle; synaptic vesicle membrane; presynaptic active zone
Source: RefSeq, a predicted model, not a curated record
CCGCGCCCGCCCUUGCUAGCAGGCACCUUCCGCCCCCUGCAUUGCUGAUGCUGCUGCUGGCAGACAUGGACGUGGUGAAUCAGCUGGUGGCUGGGGGUCAGUUCCGGGUGGUCAAGGAGCCCCUUGGCUUCGUGAAGGUGCUGCAGUGGGUCUUUGCCAUCUUCGCCUUUGCUACAUGUGGCAGCUACAACGGAGAGCUUCGGCUGAGCGUGGAGUGUGCCAACAAGACGGAGAGUGCCCUCAACAUCGAAGUUGAAUUUGAGUACCCCUUCAGGCUGCACCAAGUGUACUUUGAUGCACCCACCUGCAAAGGGGGCACCACCAAGGUCUUCCUAGUUGGAGACUACUCCUCGUCAGCCGAAUUCUUCGUCACCGUGGCUGUGUUUGCCUUCCUCUAUUCCAUGGGGGCCCUGGCUACCUACAUCUUCCUGCAGAACAAGUACCGAGAGAACAACAAAGGGCCCAUGAUGGACUUUCUGGCCACGGCCGUGUUUGCCUUCAUGUGGCUAGUUAGCUCAUCUGCUUGGGCCAAAGGCCUGUCCGAUGUGAAGAUGGCCACGGACCCAGAGGACAUUAUCAAGGGGAUGACUGUGUGCCGCCAGGCAGGGAACACGUGCAAGGAACUGAGGGACCCUGUGACUUCAGGACUCAACACCUCAGUGGUGUUUGGCUUCCUGAACCUGGUCCUCUGGGUUGGCAACCUAUGGUUCGUGUUCAAAGAGACAGGCUGGGCCGCCCCGUUCAUGCGCGCACCUCCAGGCGCUCCGGAAAAGCAGCCAGCCCCUGGGGAUGCCUACGGCGAUGCCGGCUACGGGCAGGGCCCCGGAGGAUAUGGGCCCCAGGACUCCUAUGGGCCUCAGGGCGGUUACCAACCCGACUACGGGCAGCCAGCGGGUGGCGGUGGCGGUGGCUACGGGCCUCAGGGCGACUAUGGGCAACAAGGCUAUGGCCCACAGGGAGCGCCCACCUCCUUCUCCAAUCAGAUGUAAUCUGGUCAGUGAAGCCCACGAAGACCCCAUGGGUGGGCAAGAGCUCAAGAGAAGACCUGCCCCCCUUCCUAUCCCCAUACCCUAGGUCUCCACCCCUCAACCCAGGAGACCCUAACUGUCUUUGCUGUUUAUAUAUAUAUUAUAUUAUAUAUAAAUAUCUAUUUAUCUGUCUGAGCCCUACCCUCACCCACUUCUCCAUGCACUAGGGGCCCAGUCCUGAAUGGGUUCCUCCCUUAUCCUGACCUUGCAUUCCUCAGCCCCUCUCCGCUCCCUAGUCCUGUCCCUUGAGGUAAGAGGACUCUAGAAAGGGGACAGGAAGGGGACCAGACCUUGGCUGCAUGGGGAGCGUCAAUGUGACUUUUCCUUUACUUGUCUCCCUCUGCUCCUCCUGACUCUCUAGCCUUGGUUCCUCCAGCAUUGCCUGAACAGAAGCUUGAAUGGAAGUCCAACCCCAAGAGUAGGACAACAGAUUGGGUGGGGAUACAGGAUAUGGGUGAACCAGGUGGAGAGAUGGGAGGAGCUCUGGAGAGUCAGCAGAGAGCUGGGUUCCAGACAUACUAGACACUAGACAUGGAGCCUUUUAGGGAAAUGGUGUCCUACAGCAUUCUGGAAUGGGGUUAGAAGGGACCCAAGGGAGCAGUUUUAGGAGGGGUGUGGCUUUAACAUCCAAUGGGCUCCAGAAUGAGCCAGCUUGGGUUGGAACCAGCAUCUCUAAAAGGAGUGUAUAUUGAAACAUGCAGGAGUCUGUGUUUGAUUCCAAAGAGCUUGAGCAAGGCUAGAACUGGGGUUCGGGAGUGAUGUAGGCUUGAGAGGAGGUCCUGUCAGGGUUCUAGACAAGCAUAUGAAGGGUAUGAGGAGUGUGUGAUGGUCUUUGAAGGGAAGCCCUUCCUGUCGUGGGGCAGCAAAGAAAAUACGUUUUCAAAGGAGUAGGGUUUAAGCAGUGGGUGUGGGGGGCCAUAGUUAGGAGCCAUGAGACGAGUUUUGUUAAACGCAGGAGAGAGAACACACCUGGCACCCUGGGAAUUGAGGUAACCUGGGAAGAGCCAAGUUAUCGUGGUUUGGAGGGUGAAGGGUGGGAUCCAGAGAGAAAUGUCCCUUGCUCACCCCCUCAAGAGAUAGCUAGAUAAUCAGAGGACAGAGUCUACAGGUCUGUGGGGCUGACCCACCCUCUUCCCCUUUCUCUACCCUCUCCCUCCACACUCCCCUCUGCCCCGGAAUACUUGGAGGCUGGGUCUGGAGCCCCCAUCCUGUACCCUCUGCUGUGUCUGUGGUGUUGGUAGUGCCUGUGAUCGUGUGUUGCCAUUUUGUCUGACUGUGGCCCUUCCCUCUUCCCUCCAGACCCCCCACUUUCCUGUGCCCUUCGGUAUUGUUUGAAGACUCCCUCCCCGAGGAAAAACAAAUAUGAGAAAUUCCCUUCUCCCAAAUAAACUCC